AUGGCCGUCAAGGAGUACCAGGAACUCGUCGACCACUGCUGCUCCUUCUGCUGCAAGGCUGUCGACUUUGAGGCCGUAACCCGCCCGGCCCCUCCGUGGGGAGUGGACAUCGACCCGGCGCUGCGAGCUAGUUGGAAGCGAGAGCGGUAUUGA
Thermothelomyces thermophilus ATCC 42464 is the source of this 153-nucleotide messenger RNA. RefSeq lists its product as uncharacterized. Bases 1 to 153 code for a protein of 50 amino acids. The transcript is spliced from 2 exons. The record is from RefSeq and is a predicted model, not a curated record. NCBI's taxonomy places the organism in Eukaryota, Fungi, Ascomycota, Sordariomycetes, Sordariales, Chaetomiaceae.